UGAAAAGUUGGCUUUUUUUAAGGGGGGUGACGACGACGAAGAAGCUGCUCUCGCAGCGCCAACUGCAGUUGCAGUACUGUCUUCUGAGCUCUCCACCGCCCCCAGCUCCUCCUCCUCAAAAGGGUCUUGCUCAAAUCUCCUUCUGGGCUCUCUGUGGCCUUCGACUCUUUCGCUCCAAGCCAUGGACAGCAGGGUUGGCUCGUGCUCCCUCCGGCGGGGAAAGACGAGACCUUUGGCCGUGAUCUCCUAUGCCCUUUGGGCCUUCGCUGUCUUCUCCGUGGCUUGCGCUGCUGCUUCUUCUCCUGCGACCUCGAAUCUCCAAGUUCAGAAGCGCUUGCGGCGUUUGAACAAACCCGCCAUCAAAACCAUUGAGAGCCCAGAUGGGGACGUGAUAGACUGCGUCCAUAUCUCCGACCAGCCAGCAUUUGAUCACCCUUUCCUAAAAGACCACAAAAUUCAGAUGAGACCGAACUAUCACCCAGAAGGGCUGUUUGAUGAGAACAAGGUGUCCACGGGAGGAAAAGGAAAGAGAAACCAAGUGACUCAGCUCUGGCACUUGAGUGGUAAAUGCCCAGAGAACACCAUACCCAUUAGGAGGACAAAGGAGGAUGAUGUUCUCAGAGCAAGCUCAGUCAGAAGAUAUGGAAGAAAGAAGCACAGAACCAUACCUCAGCCUAAGUCUGCUGAUCCUGAUCUUACCAACCAAGGAGGCCAUCAGCAUGCAAUAGCUUAUGUCGAUGGAGGCAAGUACUAUGGAGCCAAAGCAACCAUAAAUGUGUGGGAACCGAAGAUACAGCAACCCAACGAGUUUAGCUUGUCUCAGCUGUGGAUUUUGGGAGGUUCUUUCGGCGAAGACCUCAACAGCAUUGAAGCUGGUUGGCAGGUCAGUCCAGAACUUUAUGGCGAUAAUAACACACGACUCUUUUCUUACUGGACUAGUGAUGCAUAUCAAGCGACUGGUUGUUACAACCUCCUGUGCUCGGGAUUCAUUCAAAUCAACAACGAGAUAGCGAUGGGGGCCAGCAUAUCGCCGGUCUCCGCUUAUCGUAAUGCGCAGUACGAUAUCAGUAUACUUGUCUGGAAGGAUCCGAAUGAAGGGCACUGGUGGAUGCAGUUCGGGGACAACUAUGUUCUGGGCUACUGGCCCUCGUUCCUGUUCUCGUACUUGGGAGACAGCGCGGCCAUGAUCGAGUGGGGAGGCGAGGUCGUGAACACAGAACCCAGUGGUGAACACACAUCGACCCAGAUGGGAAGCGGCCAUUUCCCUGAAGAAGGGUUCGGGAAGGCAAGUUACUUCAGGAACCUUCAGGUCGUCGAUGGCUCCAACAAUCUCAGGGCCCCGAAAGAGAUAGGCACCUACACGGAGCGAUCCGGUUGCUACAAUGUCCAGACUGGCAAUAACGCCGAUUGGGGCCAUUACUUUUACUAUGGAGGCCCUGGUAGAAACCCAAAAUGCGCAUGAUCUCUCUCUCUCUUCUCUCUCUCUCUCUCUCUCUCUCUCUCUGUGCCCAUAGUCCAUGUUAUGAAAUAUAAAAUGCAUCCCCUCCAUGCCAUCUGCCCUUCAAAUCUGUGGUCAGGCUAGUAACUAAGUGACCUCUUUGUGCAGUGGGAAGUUUUUGACUGUCUCUUGAGUUUAGAGUAAAUGGUUGUAGAGCUGACGAAGUCUAUCAAAAGCCUGAAACAACAGGCCUUUGAUCAUCUCUCUCUCUUUAAUAUGUGGAUACUAUGUCUCUUUGUUUGAGUCGUUGUCGAGUGGCUUGUUGCUGUAUGGACUGGCCUUCCGUUUUCAGCCAUUUUCCCCUGCAACUGUAAUAUAAAGUGUUGGUGCAGACUUAGAUAUCA
Messenger RNA from Syzygium oleosum, 1842 nucleotides. RefSeq lists its product as uncharacterized. The coding region runs from base 182 to 1462 and encodes 426 amino acids. Lineage: Eukaryota; Viridiplantae; Streptophyta; Magnoliopsida; Myrtales; Myrtaceae. The transcript is spliced from 7 exons. The record is from RefSeq and is a predicted model, not a curated record.